AUGUAUCCACAGGUUUUCACUGGCCUAGGGAAACUUAAGAAUUACAAAUUGAAAUUGCAUAUAGACCAGAAUGUCAAGCCUGUAGCCCAGCAUCGACGGAUCCCCUUCAAUCGGAGGGCAAAAGUAUGUGACAAGUUGGCUGAGUUGGAAGGCCUCGAUGUGAUUGAGCCAAUAUCUGGUCCUACCUCUUGGGUUAACCCCUUGGUGGUUGUCGAAAAGCCAAGUGGCGACAUCAGGUUGUGUCUGGACAUGAGAAGGGCCAAUGAAGCCAUUAAAAGAGAGAAGCACCCUGUACCUACGGUUGAUGAGACGCUCCAAGAGAUUUCUGGAGCAAGAGUUUUUUGUAAACUAGACUUAAACAUGGCAUUUCAUCAGAUUGAAUUGGAUGAAAGCUGUAGGGAUAUAACUACAUUUGCUGGGCCCAAUUCGUUGUAUCGGUACAAACGCCUUAAUUUUGGCAUGAAUAUGGCGACUGAGAAAUUCCAGUGUAUCAUCGGGCAAAUUCUAAAGGGUUGUCCAGGGGCAUGCAACCUGCACGAUGACAUCCGCGUGGUAGCUGAGGACUAUGCCCAGCUAUAUGAGCGAGUGGAAGUGGUUAUCAAGAGAUUGCAUGAACAUGGACUCACCUUGAAUUUCCCCAAGUGCAAUGUGGGAGACAGUAUGGUGUUCAUGGGCCACAACAUGACUUCAAAGGGUCUGAAGGUAUCUGAUGCCAAAGUGAAAGCUAUUGUGGAGGCACCUAAGCCUAAAACCAAAGCAGAACUUAGGAGCUUUCUAGGCCUAGCACAGUUUUGUGCCAGAUUUGUAGUGAAUUUUGCUAUCAUCACAAGUCCUUUGUGGGACUUAACAGGGUCUCAGGUCAAAUGGGAGUGGUUGCCUGUGCAUGACAAAGCUUUCAGAGAUGUAAAAUCUAAGUUGACUUCAAGUCCAGUAAUGGCUUACUUUAAGCAGGGUGCUAGGACCCGUGUAGUAACGGAUGCAUCACCAGUUGGUCUGGGUGCGAUUUUAGAACAACAGCAGCAUGAUGGUAGUUUCAAGCCAGUGCAUUAUGCCAGUCGAAAGUUGACUCAUGUGGAGUCUAGGUAUUCUCAAUUCGAGAGAGAGGCGCUUGGAGUCAGGUGGGCGUGCGAGAAGUUUAUCUUAUUUUUGUUAGGGGCCACGUUCGAAAUCCGGACCGACCACAAGCCUUUGUUAAGGGUUCUCAGCCCAGGAUCCAAGCCCCCCUCUGCUCGAAUUGAACGAUGGCUUUUAUUCAUGCAGCAAUUUCACUACACGGUGAAAUACAUAAAAGGGAAAGACAAUUAUGCUGAUGUGUUGAGUAGGCUGCCCAUAGAGGACUCUGGCAACGUUGAGGUUGAAACUAAGCAGACUGAAGAAUUUGCUCGUAGUGUGGUGACUGAAGCAGUGCCUGCUGCCAUCACACCCAGUGUAAUUGAGCAAGAAUCUACAAAUGAUGCAACCCUACAGGCUAUUGAAGAGUGUAUUUUGACUAGUGAUUGGUCUAAUCUGAGUCAGUCACCUUACCAUGCUGUAAAAGAUGAGUUAUGGUUGUACUGGCGUCUCGUAAUGCGUGGGGACAGGAUUGUCAUUCCGGAGAAAUUGAGAGACAAAAUGAUAAGGCUGGCACAUGAAGGACACCAGGGCAUGGUACGGACCAAAGCCCGGCUUAGAAAUAAGGCUUGGUGGCCAGGGAUCGAUAAGGAAGUCGAGUCCUUUAUCAGAGCCUGCCACCCGUGCCAAUUGGUUGGAGCACGUGCCAAACCGGAACCAAUAAAGUCCACCGCAUUACCCGACGGACCGUGGUUUGAUUUAGCAGUAGAUUUGCUGGAAGUGUGCAAUGGCGAGCAUUUGCUCGUAACCACUGACUACUAUUCCAGGUGGCCUGAGGUGGUUUUACUCAAAAAAACUGACACAGGUCAUGUGACAAGGGUUAUGGAUGCAAUGUUUCAAACGGAUGGCCUCCCAUUUUCUGUUAGAAGUGAUAAUGGACCUCCUUUUAACGCUGCAGGUUUCGAUGCGUUUCUGGAGUACCUUGGAAUUGAACACAAAACCAGCGUGCCAUACUGGCCCCAAAGCAACGGCAACGUUGAACGGUUCAAUGAAACCUUGCUAAAAUGCAUUAGAAUUGCCAAACUUGAGAAGAAAGAUUGGAAAAAGGAAGUAGAAAAUUUCCUUUUCCAAUAUAAGAACACCCCCCAUGUUGCUACUGGAGUAUCCCCAGCCCAAGCACUGAUGGGUAGAGAGUUAACCCUUAAACCGCCAGAGGCGACGAUCGUUGAAACAUAG
Messenger RNA from Lineus longissimus, 2286 nucleotides. RefSeq lists its product as uncharacterized. Lineage: Eukaryota; Metazoa; Nemertea; Pilidiophora; Heteronemertea; Lineidae. Gene Ontology annotation, biological process: DNA integration. The transcript has a single exon. Gene Ontology annotation, molecular function: nucleic acid binding. The record is from RefSeq and is a predicted model, not a curated record. The coding region runs from base 1 to 2286 and encodes 761 amino acids.